Xiphias gladius (swordfish) is the source of this 2673-nucleotide messenger RNA. It is a transcript of the gene fbxl3a, whose product is annotated as F-box and leucine-rich repeat protein 3a. Gene Ontology annotation, biological process: entrainment of circadian clock by photoperiod; G2/M transition of mitotic cell cycle; SCF-dependent proteasomal ubiquitin-dependent protein catabolic process. Lineage: Eukaryota; Metazoa; Chordata; Actinopteri; Istiophoriformes; Xiphiidae. Gene Ontology annotation, cellular component: nucleus; cytosol; SCF ubiquitin ligase complex. The transcript has 5 exons. The coding region runs from base 115 to 1431 and encodes 438 amino acids. Gene Ontology annotation, molecular function: protein binding. The record is from RefSeq and is a predicted model, not a curated record.
CUGGUUGGUGCGGACGAGCUUUUCCAGCGUGGGCCCGGGCUGAAGUGUCAGGUCUGCCAGUUGUCGGAUUUUCCUGCUAACGGCUACUGAGCUAGCUGUGUGUAAACAACGAGGAUGAAGCGGAUGAAAGGAGCUGAGGAGGGCAGCAACAGCUCUCCCAGUAAGAGCCCACCAGAGGCUUGCAAGAAGGUUCGCAAGCAGGUGAGCGAGGAGUCGGCGGCAGCGGUGGCCAGUGAGUCGCCGGACAGUGACUGGGCGCGGCUGCCGCAGGAGCUCCUGCUCCACGUGUUCCAGUACCUUCCACUGCUGGACCGGGCUUAUGCCUCUCAGGUGUGUCGCCGGUGGAACCAGGCUUUCCACAUGCCUGAGCUGUGGAGAUGCUUUGAGUUUGAGCUUAACCAGCCAGCUAGCUCUUACCUGAAAGCCACGCAUCCAGACCUCAUCAAGCAGAUCAUAAAGAGGCACUCUAACCACCUGCAGUACGUCAGCUUCAAGGUGGACAGUAGUACAGAGUCUGCAGAGGCAGCAUGCGACAUUCUUUCACAGUUGGUGAACUGCUCACUCAAGACCUUGGGGCUCAUCUCUACAGCCAGGCCCAGUUUCAUGGAGGUGCCAAAGUCUCAUUUCAUCUCAGCUUUGACCGUGGUGUUUGUCAACUCUAAGUCGCUGUCUUCGCUGAAGAUUGACGACACGCCAGUUGAUGAUCCGUCUCUGAAGGUGCUGGUGGCCAACAACAGUGACACCCUGAAACUUCUGAAGAUGAGCAGCUGCCCUCACGUCUCUCCAGCAGGAAUCCUGUGUGUGGCAGACCAGUGUCACGGGCUGAGAGAGCUAGCACUGAACUACCACCUCUUGAGCGAUGAACUCCUGCUGGCCCUCUCCUCGGAGAAACACGUCCACCUGGAACACUUGCGUAUCGAUGUGGUCAGCGAGAACCCUGGCCAGCACUUCCACACCAUCAAAAAGAGCAGCUGGGAUGCAAUGAUGCGGCACUCGCCCAAAUUCAACCUGGUCAUGUACUUUUUCCUCUAUGAGGACGAGUUUGGCCCUUUCUUUAACGAGGAGAUCCCUGUCACACACCUCUACUUCGGCCGCUCAGUCAGCAAGGAGGUCUUGGGCCGCGUUGGCCUCCACUGCCCCCGUCUGGUGGAGCUGGUGGUGUGCGCCAAUGGCCUGCGUCCUCUGGAUGAGGAACUGAUCCGCAUUGCAAAGCACUGCACCCAGUUGUCAGCCAUCGGCCUGGGCGAGUGCGAAGUUUCCUGCAGCGCUUUUGUGGAGUUUGUCAAGAUGUGUGGCCGGAGGCUGUCUCAGCUGUCCAUCAUGGAGGAGGUGCUGAUUCCUGAUCACAAAUACUCCCUGGAUGAGAUUCACUGGGAGGUUUCAAAGCACCUGGGCCGAGUCUGGUUCCCGGACAUGAUGCCGACCUGGUAAAGUAAAGCCAGCGAGGAGCUCUGUACAUCAAGUAUGUGGUGUAAAACGGUCAUGGUCUCCAUGUUUGCACUGAAAAGCCUUUAAAUGCUCAGCGGUAGUGGAGAGUUUGGUGCCAACAUGGAGAGCAUAAACUUAUAAUGUGGCACCCAACUGCUACACAACGUUAUCAUGUAAUGCAAACACCACAAAAAUCUCUGCUUGGUAGCUUCUGGACUGUGGCACCCUGCUUGGUCUAAUGCGGAGACAGAACUGGGCAGGCUGGCUUUUUCACUGAACAAUCAGCACACAGAUCAGUGGCAGUGCAGGUAGAAAUAUUUGACUAACAAAGCAAUGUUUUUAUAACUGCAAACUAAGUUAUACUGACAUUGUAGCUUGGUUCUGAUAAUCUAUAUUAUGAGAGGUGUGUGUGUGUGUACGUGUGUGUGCGUGUGUGCGUUUAAUGUUUGUUUUUUUUAACAUUGUGGAGUAAUUUGUGGACAAUUACGUGCACAAUUGCAUGUUGUUACACUACCACUCGGCCUACUUCAGUCCAGUCUGAGAUAGCAGCUCUGCACUCUGUAACACAAUAUGGCAUUGGAGGUUUCCAAAUGGCUGCAAUGUUAUUUGCAUAUAGGAUGUGUUUGGAGGUGUAGUAGUUGAGGGUGGGUUCACUUUUGCAGAGGAGCGCCUGGGUCCCUCACCUCAUUUUAAGCAAAUUUAAAAUACAAGGAGCAGCGGUGGUGUUGACGACACCUUGCUUUUCCUCCUCGCCCGGGGAGAAGGAGAAGAAGAAGAAAACAUGAUGGUUGAAAAUGUUAGAAGUCAGCCAGGAGAGAGAGAGAAAUGUGUAUAUAGGUCUCUAUAUUUGUGAUGUGAAGGUGUACAAUGUUGAUUGAUGUCAUGGAUUUUUAUUUUCUCCAAGUUAUGCAAGGUAUGAUAUUUCUUUCCUGCAUAGUGCAUCAAUUGGCUUGAGAAAUUAAUUUCUGUGUUUUAUUAAGAAAGUUUCUGUACAGUCAUAUAUUUCCUAAGCACCUUAUAUGAAUACCAAAUAAUUGUUUGGGCAAACCAAGUUCUUCUACCCUAAUGAAAGAAAGGAAAUCAGCUUUAUAAUGCUCCAGUUGGUCUUAGUUGGACCCAGAUCUUAAUGCUGAUUAUUUACGCUGUACCGGGCUUCUGAUAAGUCAGAUGCCAAGGACGGUAUAUUGAAGUGAUGAAGCUGUAAUUACUGAUUUUAAAAAAGCAACAAAUGAUUCUAUGUGUGUG